GGAGGCGGGGCGCCCUCGGCUCACUUCCGGCCCGGCAGAGGCGACCGCAGGCGCGACGCGCCCAGUGCGGCAGGCCGGAGCGCCGCCGAGGCCCCGGGCCUCCCUUCCGAGGGCCGCACGCAAAUGAGGGCUCGGGCCACGCGCGUCGCGAUUCGCGCGUUGGCGGCGGCGCUCCGGCGAGGGAGCCGGGCGUAUGUAAAUGAGCGGAUUCUGUGUGCACGCUCCUAUAGGCCGGGGCGCGAGGACGCGCGUGAGCCAAUGGGAGCGCCGGGCGUCCAAUCGGGGCUGUGCCUAUAAAAGGGUGAGGCGGCGGCGCUGGCGUGCAGUUUCCUGUUUGUGAGAGUGUCUGUGUGUGCAUCAUGUCUGGUCGCGGCAAGCAAGGCGGCAAGGCCCGCGCCAAGGCCAAGUCGCGGUCGUCCCGCGCCGGCCUGCAGUUCCCGGUGGGGCGCGUGCACCGGCUGCUGCGCAAGGGCAACUACGCGGAGCGCGUGGGCGCCGGCGCCCCGGUGUACAUGGCGGCCGUGCUGGAGUACCUGACGGCCGAGAUCCUGGAGCUGGCGGGCAACGCGGCCCGCGACAACAAGAAGACGCGCAUCAUCCCGCGCCACCUGCAGCUGGCCAUCCGCAACGACGAGGAGCUCAACAAGCUGCUGGGCAAAGUGACGAUCGCGCAGGGCGGCGUCCUGCCCAACAUCCAGGCGGUGCUGCUGCCCAAGAAGACGGAGAGCCACCACAAGGCGAAGGGCAAGUGAGGCCGCCGCUCGCACCGGCCCGCGUCUGCCGAGACGCCCGCGAACUCAAAGGCUCUUUUCAGAGCCACCCACUGGUUCAGAUUAAAGAGUUGUGACAUCACG
Onychomys torridus (southern grasshopper mouse) is the source of this 854-nucleotide messenger RNA. RefSeq names its product histone H2A type 2-A. Lineage: Eukaryota; Metazoa; Chordata; Mammalia; Rodentia; Cricetidae. The record is from RefSeq and is a predicted model, not a curated record. Bases 360 to 752 code for a protein of 130 amino acids. Gene Ontology annotation, cellular component: nucleosome. Gene Ontology annotation, molecular function: structural constituent of chromatin; DNA binding; protein heterodimerization activity. The transcript has a single exon.